AUGACAGAUCUGCAACUGCUAAUGGAAAUACUACAGGAUCCAGAUAUUACUCAACAAAAAUUUCAUGAAAUUAAAAAUGACAUAAUAUCUCAUAUAAAUAAUCAAAAUUUAAAAAUCAACCAAUACGAGUCUGCAUUAAGUGAAAUAGGGACAGUUGUAAUGACUGUUGCUAUGGGUGACUUGUCAAAAAAAGUGGAAAUCCACCCUAAGGAACUUCCACAAAUUCUCAAGGUUAAAAUUACUAUUAAUACCAUGAUGGAUCAACUACAAACAUUUGCUGGUGAAGUUAUGAAAGUUGCUACUGAGGUUGCCAAUGGUGAAUUAGGUGGGCAAGCCAAAAAUGAUAAUUCUGCUGGUAUUUGGAGAAGUUUAACAGAUAAUGUCAAUAUUAUGGCUUUGAAUUUAACCAAUCAAGUUAGAGAAAUUGCUGAUGUAACUAGAGCUGUAGCUAGAGGUGAUUUAAGUAGGAAAAUUAAUGUUCAUGCACAAGGAGAAAUUCUACAAUUACAAAUGACAAUCAAUACAAUGGUUGAUCAAUUAAGAACUUUUGCUUUUGAAGUUUCCAAAGUUGCAAGAGAUGUUGGUGUUUUAGGUAUAUUGGGAGGUCAAGCUUUGAUCGAAAAUGUUGAGGGUAUUUGGAAAGAAUUAACUGAUAAUGUAAAUGCAAUGGCAUUGAAUUUGACAACGCAAGUCAGAAAUAUUGCAAAUGUUACAACAGCUGUGGCUAAAGGCGAUUUAUCUAAAAAAGUUACUGCUGAUUGUAAAGGUGAGAUUUUACAAUUAAAAUCAACAAUAAAUCAAAUGGUGGAUCGUUUACAAAAUUUUGCAUAUGAAGUUACAACAUUGAGUAGAGAAGUUGGUACUUUAGGUAUAUUAGGUGGACAAGCUAAUGUUAAAGAUGUAGAAGGUGCUUGGAAAGCUGUUACUGAAAAUGUUAAUUUGAUGGCUACAAAUUUAACUAAUCAAGUUAGAUCGAUUGCAACUGUUACUACUGCUGUUGCUCAUGGAGAUUUAUCACAAAAAAUUGAUGUUCAUGCUCAAGGUGAAAUUUUACAAUUGAAAAAUACAAUAAACAAGAUGGUGGAUUCAUUACAAUUAUUUGCUUCUGAAGUUUCAAAAGUUGCAAGAGAUGUUGGUAUUAAUGGUAAAUUGGGUAUUCAAGCUCAAGUUAGUGAUGUCGAUGGUUUAUGGAAAGAGAUUACUUCCAAUGUAAAUACAAUGGCUUCUAAUUUAACCUCACAAGUUAGAGCUUUUGCUCAAAUUACAGCUGCAGCAACCGAUGGUGACUUUACAAGAUUUAUUACUGUUGAAGCAAGUGGUGAAAUGGAUGCUUUGAAGACGAAGAUUAAUCAAAUGGUUUUGAAUCUUAGAGAAUCAAUUCAAAGAAACACUGCUGCAAGAGAAGCUGCCGAAUUAGCAAAUAGUGCAAAAUCUGAAUUUUUAGCAAACAUGUCACAUGAAAUUAGAACACCUUUAAAUGGUAUAAUUGGUAUGACUCAAUUAUCAUUAGAUACUGAAUUAACUCAAUAUCAAAGGGAAAUGUUAUCAAUUGUACAUAAUUUAGCAAAUUCUUUAUUAACAAUUAUUGAUGAUAUAUUAGAUAUUUCCAAAAUUGAAGCAAAUAGAAUGACAGUUGAACAGAUUGAUUUUAGUUUGAGAAAUACCGUAUUUGGAGCUUUGAAAACUUUAGCUGUAAAAGCAAUUGAAAAGAAUUUAGAUUUAAUAUAUCAAUGUGACUCUUCAUUUCCUGACAAUUUGAUUGGUGAUUCAUUUAGAUUGAGACAAGUUAUCUUGAACUUGGCCGGUAAUGCAAUCAAAUUUACUAAAGAAGGUAAAGUGAGCGUCUCAGUUAAAAAAUCUUCAAUUGAAACAAAUGAAAAUAAAUUGUUACUCGAAGUUUGUGUUAGUGACACAGGUAUUGGUAUUGAAAAGGAUAAAUUGGGUUUAAUUUUUGAUACAUUUUGUCAAGCUGAUGGAUCGACAACAAGAAAAUUUGGAGGUACAGGUUUAGGUUUGUCAAUUUCAAAACAAUUGAUUCAUUUAAUGGGUGGUGAAAUUUGGGUUACAUCAGAAUAUGGAUCAGGAUCAAAUUUUUAUUUUACAGUUAGUGUUUCACCUUCAAAUAUUAGGUAUACAAGACAAACUGAACAAUUAUUACCAUUUAGUUCCCAUUACGUUUUAUUUGUUUCAAUUGAACAUAGUGAUGGUGAAUUGAAAAAUAUCGAAAAUGCUAUGAUAGAAUUAGGUUUGAAUCCAAUUAUUGUACGUAAUAUUGAAGACGCUAAUUUAUCAGAACCAAUCAAAUAUGACAUUAUAAUGAUUGAUUCCAUUGAAAUUGCAAAAAAAUUGAGAUUAUUAAGUGAAGUGAAAUAUAUUCCAUUAGUAUUGGUUCAUCAUUCAAUUCCAGAAUUAAACAUGAGACUUUGUAUUGAUUUAGGUAUAUCAUCCUACGGUAAUACUCCAUGCUCAAUGACUGAUUUAGCAAGUGCUUUGAUCCCUGCAUUAGAGUCAAGGUCUAUUUCACAAAAUUCAGAUGAAUCAGUAAGUUAUAAAAUUUUAUUAGCUGAAGAUAAUUUAGUUAACCAAAAGUUAGCUGUUAGAAUCUUGGAAAAACAAGGUCAUCACGUUGAAGUUGUUGAAAAUGGUUUAGAAGCUUAUGAAGCAAUUCAAAAAUUCAAAUUUGAUGUUGUAUUAAUGGAUGUUCAAAUGCCAGUUAUGGGGGGAUUCGAGGCAACUGAAAAUAUACGUCAAUGGGAAAAAAAAUCAAAUCCUAUUGAUUCGCUAAGUUUUAGAACUCCAAUCAUUGCUUUAACAGCUCAUGCUAUGUUGGGUGAUCGUGAAAAAUCUUUAGCUAAAGGUAUGGAUGAUUAUGUUUCAAAACCAUUAAAACCAAAAUUAUUAAUGCAAACAAUUAAUAAGUGUAUUCAUAAUAUUAAUCAAUUAAAAGAAUUAUCAAAACAAGACAAUAAUAAUAGAACGUCGAGUUUUGCAAAGAAUUUGAAAAAAGGAGCUAUAAAAAAUGGUAAUGGUAACUUAUUGAAGUUAAGUAAUAACAGUCCAAUUAAACUCAAUUUAACUUCUCCAACUACGUCAUCUAACGGUAAGGACAUAUUCAAUCGUUCGAAAUCGUCGUCUUCACCGGUCUCAUCAUCUUCAUCGACAAAGUCCACAAUUUCAUUAAAUGAAAGUCCAUCCAAAUCAAACAAUCUACUUCGACCAGGUCAAUUAUCAUCAACAAAUCGCUCAGUAACUGAAAGUGACAUACCUUAUAAAAGGCCAAGAAUAGCCGAAGUAUAUGACAAUGAUUCGAUGGAUGUGGAUGAGUCAUAG
Messenger RNA from Insectozyma verbasci, 3330 nucleotides. The record is from the annotation of a GenBank genome assembly. NCBI's taxonomy places the organism in Eukaryota, Fungi, Ascomycota, Pichiomycetes, Serinales, Debaryomycetaceae.